Messenger RNA from Adineta steineri, 300 nucleotides. Lineage: Eukaryota; Metazoa; Rotifera; Eurotatoria; Adinetida; Adinetidae. The record is from the annotation of a GenBank genome assembly.
AUGAAACUAUUACUCGUUACUUUUUGUAUUUUAUUGUUUAUUUAUAAUGGACAAAGUUCUUUAAUAGCUACAGCUAAUCUACACGUAGAUUCUGCUGCAAUCGGUAUUGGUACUCUAUUAUUUCAUCAACGAGAUGCUAAUUCCCCAGUGCGUAUUGUUGGCCUUAUCGAUGGUCUCAAAAGUAAUACUGUUCAUGGAUUUCAUGUACAUCGAGAUGCAUUAGGUCAAGAUCAACUUAAUUGUACAGCUGCUGGUCCUCAUUUCAAUCCAUACAGUAAAAAUCAAAUAUUCUCUAUAUGA